CUAUAGGUAAUUGACAGCACUGCAAAAACGAAACAGGCUUGUCUCUUUUGGAAUUGAAGAAGCUAUAGAGGGACUAUAUGGCUGGUAAACAGAAGAUGGAGAGGAGGCUAGAUCCUUUCAAAUUGUUCCUGUACCUUUCACUAGUAGGAUUCCUCACUUUGAUGUUUGUUGGAUAUACGGUGUUGACAGGGGACACAUAUGAGGAUAAAGACAAUACUUUGCCAGACUUUAAAGAUGCCCAUGAUGAUGACAGUUCAGCAUUACGUGAACAUAUCUCUGACCCUGUCAUUCUGUGGUGGACACCGUUUACAGGAGAUCCCGGGACAUACAGGAAAUGUGGAGAGAACAUGUGCUUCUUCACAGUAGACAGACAUUAUUAUAGACAUAAACAAACUAAGGUGUUGAUGUUUUAUGGCACUGACAUAAAUGUUAAGGACCUGCCACUGCCGAGAGAACCCCACCAUGAAUGGGCACUAAUGCAUGAGGAGUCGCCAAAGAAUGAUUAUAUCCUAACACAGCCGGAGUUUCUUCCACUCUUCAACCAUACCAGCACUUUCAAACGCGAGUCAGAUUUCCCACUCACCUUACAGUAUGUGGAGAGUGUAGCAUGGCUGGAAAGCAACAAGUACCUUGUAUCUACGGAGGACAAGUCGGCACUGCAGAGAGAACUUGCACCAGUCUUCUAUGCACAGAGUGAUUGUAAUGUACCGUCAGAUCGUGACAGUUUUGUUGAAAUGUUUAUGGAGUAUAUGAAGGUAGACUCAUAUGGAUCAUGUGUCCACAACAGAGAUCUGCCUACACAUUUGGUCAAUCCAUUGCCUGGUAUGGAACACGAGGACUUCUUCCGUUUACAGGCCAAGUAUAAGUUCUCAUUUGCUAUGGAGAAUGCGGUGUGUGAUGACUAUAUUACAGAGAAAUUGUGGAGACCCCUGAUGCUUGGAUCUGUGCCUAUAAUACACGGUUCUCCUAAAAUAAAGGAGCUUCUGCCUGACGAACACUCAGCUAUUAUUGUCAGUGAUUUCAAGUCGCCAGAGGAACUGGCAGAAUAUAUACAACACCUCAACAAUAACGACGAGGAAUAUAAUAAAUAUUUACAGUGGAAAAAGACGGGUAUCACGAAUAAAAGCUUUCUUCAGAUGAUGAAAGACAGAUCAUGGAGUAUUGUAGAAACAUGGAAGGAAGGUCGUUCCAACUUUGUAGAAGAUUUUGAAUGUUUUGUGUGUGACCGAGUUCAUAAAAAUUUGAAAAGAAGACAAGAUGGUGAAGAAGAAUUAAAAUUUAUCGCUGAUCAUUCACACUUACAAUGUCCGGUUCCAGUGAAGUUUGCAGAAAAUGUCGGCCAGUUUAACUGGGAGUUUGAAUACCAGCAAAAGUCAGAGAUGGCUCAAGCUGUACGCUACUUUGCUGAUAAAAAUAUCAAGAUAACGAAAGGUGAUUUCCACUCAAAACUUUCAGAACUUGCACAUAAUAGAAGAGAUGGAUGGUUUUAGCAUUAGAUAUUAAACUGUAAGUCAGCAUUUUUACAUAUCAAGACAAUUCUUCGAUUAUAUACAUCAUUUCAUGAUCAUAUUUAACAUUCUUUCUGUUUAUCUUUUACAUAUUAUAUGCACACAACGAAAGUGUUAAAUUUUGCAAAAGAUCUGAUUUUUUUAGCUCACCUAAAGUAAGGGUUUAGAUGAGGAAUUGUGGUCUGUCUUUGUCCAUCGUCUAUCAUGUAUUAUCAGUUUAUCACAUGUGUAUCAACAGUUGCAAUACGCAGCCAGUCCUCGUAAACUUUUCAGUCAUGGUUCUCCGCUGACCCAUUUUCAAAUUGUCCAGUGUGUUUCUUUGUCAUUUAUGAAUGGAUUUUGAAAAAAAAUUGCACCAAUGAUCAGCCUGACAUGUUGAUGUGUCGCAUGCAAUAACCUUUAAUCAAUCUAUCUUACUUUUUCAAUUAUAUCCCUUUAUUGACUGUCUAUCCCGAUUUACAGUCCAGUCUGUAACGUUGUCAUUCAUGGAUAGAUGUAAAAAGAACUUUGCACUAAUGAUCAGCAUGACAUGAUGAUGAGUCAUGUGCAAGAACCAUUACUAAGUCCUUCAUUUUUGAGUUAUCACCCUUUAUUAGCUCCACUAUUCGGAGAAUAGGGGGGCUAUUCUACUCGCCCUGGUGUCGGCGUGAGCUUUCUUGGUUAAAGUUUUUCGGCAACCUUUGUUUUUCUGUCAUAUCUUUGUAACUAUUGCUUAUAUCUUACUGUAACUUCACAUAAACAUUGUCCAGCAUACAAAGUAUGUGCAGGGGCUGGGCCCAUUAUACAUAAGGUCAAGGUCAUCAAGGUGUUAUACUUAGGUUAUUUUUAAGGUUAGUUUUUCUGCAACCUUUGUUUUUCUGUCAUAUCUUUGUAACUAUUGCUUAUAUCUUACUCUAAGUUCCCAUAAACAUUGUCCAGCAUACAAGCAAAGUAUGUGCAGGGGCUGGGCCCAUUAUACUUAAGGUCAAGGUCACCAAGGUGUUAUACUUAAGUUUUUUUUAAGGUUAAAGUUUUUCUGCAACCUUUGUUUUUCUGUCAUAUCUUUGUAACUGUUGCUUAUAUCUUACUGUAAGUUCACAUAAACAUUGUCCAGUAUAAAGACAAAGUAUGUGCAGGGGCAGGAACCAUUAUACCCAAGGUCAAGGUCACAAAGUUGUUAUACUUGGAAUUAUUUUCAUGUUAAAUUUUUUUCGAAAGCUUCUUUUAUAGACAUAUCUUUGGUACUUUAAAAGAUAAUGACUUGAAAUUAAAAAUAUUUCUUUAUAAUGUGUGUUACAGUCCCCUUAACUCUAAUUGUAUUUUUGACAGAAUUAUGCCUCUUUCAUACUUAAAGUUUUUUGGCAAUCUUCGCUUUCAGGAUAUAACUUUAGUACAAUAUAAGAUAGACUUGAAACUUAAAAUGUAUCUUUAUCGUCAUCAUCUGCAUGUGCUGUAACAAUCCUCAUAACUCUGAUUUGUAUUUUUGACAAAAUUGUGCCCCUUUCAUACUUAAUUUCUUUUGACAAACUUCGUUUUCUGGACAUAACUUUGGUGCUAUAUAAGAUAAUGACUUGAAACUCAAAAUAUAUCAUUACCAUCAUCAUCUGCAUGUGUGGUAACAAUCCCAAUAACUUUAAUUUGUGUUCUUGACAGAACUAUGCCCCUUGGUGUAUCUUCCCUUUAAAGUAGAGGUCUCUCAUUGAGACAUAUAUUCAUUUUACUGUCAAUCGCAGGAAUAGUGGAGCGUGCUGUCUUACGGACAACUCUUGUUGAAUUUUCUUGUCCAGGGCAUAAAUCUGAAACUGCAGAAGGGAAUGAAUGUAAAUUGCACACAAUGAUAGAGGACAUUUAGAGAAUGUGCAGUGUUCAUGGAUUGUAACCUGCCCAUAUCUUACUUCAUUAAUUAUCCCCCUUUAUAGUGUCCAUCCCGAUUUCAUUUCUGUCUGUAAGUUAUUCCUGGGUGGAUUUGACCAAACAUUUAUCCAGAUAUUACAUAUCAGUUUCCACUUCCAUUCAGAUCUUUACCUGAUAAAUUGAGUUUAAUAAUAUUUCACCAGGUUAUAAUUUUUCAGAAGAAUGAAAGGCUAAAUUUUUAUGCCCCCGGCAUCUACUGAUGUCCUGUCCAUCCGUUCGUUCGUUCGUCCGGACGUACGAGGUUAAACAAAUGGGACUGUUUUGUCUAGCAUCAAUACCCCUUACUAGAAUGACGUGAUACUAAUGCAGAUGUAACCUGUGACCAUUCCUCAUCUUCAGACAUCACCUGACCUCAGUUUGACCUUGACCUUGACCUCAUUUUGGACUUAAGUUGCUUUAUAUGGGCCAUCUCUUGGUUAACCAAAUGGGACCAUUUCAUCUAGCAUCAGUACCCCUUACUAGAAUGAAUUGAAACUAAUGCAGAUGUAACCUGUGACCAUUCCUCAUCUUCAAACAUCACCUGAUCUCACUUUGACCUUGAACUUGACGUCGUUUUGGACUUAGGUUGCUUUGUAUCGACAAGGAUGCCACUGGGGGCAUCAAGCGUUUAUUGAACGCAGCUUCUUGUUUUCUCCAAAAGCAGGACUGGUAGUAAAAUACAACAGGGUUAUUAUACUUUAUCUGUGAUGCUGUAUUCCGUUUAAAUUGACUUUGCCAGGCGGGAUCACAUGAGGCUUGCAAGCCUGGCAUAAUUUUUUUUAACCUUUAUCAUGCUGGACAUGAUUGAUUAUGCCUUUGCGACCAGUGCAGAUCCAGAUCAGCCUGCACAUCCAUGCAAUCUGAUCAUAAUCUGCACUGUUUGCCAUUCAGUUAGUAUUUUUAUGAUAAGCACCCCUUAUAACAGUUAAGAGUAUCGCCCAAAUUGAAAGAUGGACAAGUUCAUUAUAGAAAUUUUAAAUUUAGUAUGGUAAGUGUUAAGAAUAUCAAAUUUUCAAGAUACUCAGGUGAGUGAUACAGGAGAACAAUCACAUAAAUUUUCCAUUAAUAUAGGUGCAGUAUAACUUCAAAAUAUCAAAAUGUCCUUUUAUAGACUGCUUUUUAAAAAACCCAAGACUGUUUGCUUUCAGAUAUACAUAAUAUUCUAGGAAUUUUGUUUUUAUAUUCAUAAAUAGACUUACAAUUAUUCAGCAAGAAAAGUAAGUGAGAUAUCAGUCUUUGAUGAAUUAUUUUUCAAUUGCUCAAUGAUUUUAACAUUGCUGUUUGUAAUUAAGCAGGAACGAAUGUUAAAAUCUGUUUAUAGCUGUUAAUUUAUGUUAGUUUAUGGUAUAUUGUAUACCUUUGCAGUUCUGAACUUGCUUAAAAUGUGUUAACUGUGAUGAGUUAGUGUAAAAUUGACCAGCGAAUGGUUUAAACUUUGUAUGUGAGUUAGUGUUAUUGCCACAAUGAGUAAUGGGCAGAGUAUUUUUUGAUUUAGAGUUUCUUUUUUAUAACAUAUGGCCAAGUGAUUUAUAUAGUGACUGCUAUGUUUGAGUCAUGCACUUUGCUUUCCUGUUAGGACUUAAUAAAAUCUGCAAGAAGAUCCCUUGGAAGCAUAGAAUGCAACCAAGCAAAAUGAUAGCAGACUCAGUUUGAUUGCGUCUGUUCAUUAGAGGUAAUGGUAAGUACAACACCACUCAUGCCCCCUAGCACCGGCUUAAGCGGAACUCUGUUACAAGUGUAUUGAAUGUACUCCAUGAUCUCAAAGGACCGGAAAAUUUGACAACACUGAAUGCAAGUACAGGGAGACUUUUUACAGAAACAACACCCUUACUUGAAAUAUUGUCUGUACAGGCACCCAAAGUCUUCUUCAGCCAUUUGAAAUAAGCUGGAAAAAAAUCUUUCUGCAAACUGCAAAAAUUUUCAAGUAAAAAAGCACUUAUGGCAAAGAAAUAAUUUAACAAGUAGAUGGCCAACAUUUUACAGACAUCAGUAAUGUUAUAAUAAUAUGAAAUAAAAAUAAAGGUCAGCCAGACUCUACCUAAUUGAAACUUAAAAUAAAAUAUUGGCAAAACCUGCUUUCAGUAUCAUUUCCAGUGGACAGUUAUAUUUUAUUGUGUAUACUAUUUAAUUCACAUAUAUGUAUUGGAGUGCUAAAAUGCCAUCAUAGUCACAAAGAUGAUUUUAAUAUUAAAAGAUGGACUUACAUGCUGUGUACACAGACAGAUAUAUAUUUUGAAAGAGCGUGAGAGUGAAUUGGUUUAGACAGUUUUUUGGAUUAGAGGUGUUCAUAUUACCGAGGUUCCACUGUAUUAUAAAUUGUGCAUUAUAUUUUCACUAUUCCUUGAGUUAAUAUCAAGAAUGUUUUAAAAAGAUAAAAUAUUAGAUGAAAAAAAUAAGUGAAUAUAUUACCUGAUUAAAAACAGUGAAUGUGUAGUAAUUUAUGCAGUAUGUUAAAUUUUAGUGAUCAUUCAUUUUGCAAUAUCAUAACAUAUGUUUUGUAAGUGACAGUAGAUGAAUAAUCAUGUGUUCCUAAACAAAUGUUUUAAGGUAGCUCUGCAUAUUUGGAUCAUUUUUUUUUUUUUUGCACAUUAGAAUUUGAUUAAACCUUAAUUUCUAAAAGCUUAAGAAUGUAUUUCAAAAAGAGGAGUUUUUAUGCUUGAUUUUUUGCUCACCUGUCACAUAGUGACAAGGUGAGCUUUUGUGGUCACCCUUCGUCCGUCGUCAGUCCGUCCGUCCGUCAACAAUUUCUUGUCUGCACGAUAGUGGUUUCAUUUAUGAUUUUAUUUUAACCAAACUUGCACACAACUUGUAUCACCAUAUGGUCUUGGUUCCUUUCUUGAACUGGCCAGAUCCCAUUAUGGGUCCCAGAGUUAUGGCCCCUGAAAGGGCCAAAAUUAGCUAUUUUGACAUUGACUGCACAAUAGCAGCUUCAUUUAUGAUUUUAUUUUAACCAAACUUGCACACAACAUGUAUCACCAUAAGAUCUCAAUUCCUUUCUUGAACCGGCCAGAUCCCAUAAUGGGUUCCAGAGUUAUGGCUCCUAAAAGGGCCAAAAUUAGCUAUUUUGACCUUGUCUGCACAAUAGCAGCUUCAUUUAUGAUUUGAUUUUAACCAAUCUUGCAUACAACUUGUAUCACCAUAAGAUCUUGGUUCCUUUCUUAAACUGGCCAGAUUCCUAUGGGUUCCAGAGUUAUGGCCUCUGAUAGGGCCAAAAUUAGCUAUUUUGACCUUGUCUACACAAUAGCAGCUUCAUUUAUGAUUUGAUUUUAACCAAACUAGCACACAACUUGUAUCACCACAAGAUCUUGGUUCCUUUCUUGAACUGGCCAGAUUCCAUUAUGGGUUCCAGAGUUAUGGCCCCUGAUAGGGCCAGAAUUAGCUAUUAAAUUUGACCUUGUCUGCACAAUAGCAGCUUCAUUUAUGAUUUGAUUUUAACCAAACUUGCACACAACUUGUAUCACCACAAGAUCUUGGUUCCUGUCUUGAACUGGCCAGAUUCCUUUAUGGGUUCCAGAGUUAUGGCCCCUGAUAGGGCCAGAAUUAGCUAUCAAAUUUGACCUUGUCUGCUCAAUAGCAGCUUCAUUUAUGAUUUGAAUUUAAUCAAACUUGCACAAAACUUGUGUCACCAUAAGAUCUUGGUUCCUUUCCUGAAAUGGCCAGAGCCCAUAAUGGGUCCCAGAGUUAUGGCCCCUGAAAGGGCCAAAAUUAGCUAUUUUGACCUUGUCUGCACAAUAGCAGCUUCAUUUAUGAUUUGAUUUUAACCAAGCUUGCACACAACUUGUAUCACCAUAAGAUCUCGAUUCCUUAUCGCCUCGUGUCCGUCUGUCUGUUGGUUAGCAAAUCCCUUCUGCUCUAUAACUCUUGAACCCCUUGAAGGAUUACAAAGAAACCUGACACAAAUGUUCACCUCAUCGAAACGACGUGCAGAGCGGAUGUUUGGGAUGGCUCACUUCAAGGUCAAAGUCACAUUUAUUGGUCAAAGGUCAUAUGACUUUGUUUUGUGGGUAUAUUGCUCUGCAUUUGCGUUGCAUUGCAUUGCUUUUGUUUUUAUUUGGCAGAUCCUUCUUUUGCUCACUUACAAUAAAAGAAUUUAAUUACUUCCCUUUUAUGUUACUAUAAAUAGCUUAUUUAGUACCUUCUUGUCCUUAAGUGCAAUGAAAACAGGUGAGUGAUAUAGGGCCAUUAUGGCCCUCUUGUUUGCAAAACUGAUUUGAAAAUUUUGGACCUCAAGUUUUCAUUAUAGGAAUCUAUGGAAAAACCACAAUUCUGACAAAAUUUUCCAAAAUGAUUUUUUUUAAAUAUAGUUGUAAAUCAAUAUAGUGUCUGUGGUUAAAUAAGAUGUAUAGGUUCUUUUGCUUAUUUUGUAGAGAAUUGCCCAUGAUAAACUAGAACAGUGAAUUUCAAGCAGGUUCAAAGGCAUUAUUUGGAAUAAUAUCACAUUUCAACAGGUUUUUUUUUAAUAUUUUUAGAAAGAAAGUAAUAUUGAUAUUUUUUGGCUUUUAAAAAAUAUGUACACUUUUGAUGACAUAAUAAUAUGCUGGAUAAUUAUUGUCCUAUUCAUAUGCUGGGUCCAGGCUUUGUUCUAUGUUGUCUGGAAAAAUGGUGUUAUGACAUAACUUUUGGUAUAUCAGACGUGCAGAACUACCUUAAGAAUCAAACUAUUUUUAUUAUUUUCUUUAUUUUGAGUUAAAACUUUUAGUAUUUCCUUAUUUAGUUGUUGUGACUUUGUAUGGAAACAAUAUUACCACUUUGAAAAACCACCAGUUAAUAUAUACCUGUGACUCACUGAGUCUGACUAAAGUUGCCCCUAUUCAGCAAUAACUAGCAUUCAAUUUUACAUUCAUCCAGUUAUGAAAGGCUCAAGGUAAGCUACGAAACACUAUUAAAGGCAGCUGAAGCAGUUAGGGGUGGGGUUGGAAACAUGACCCUUUUGAGAAAAUCGGUAUUUUCCUACAUGUAUAACUUUUCUGUAUUUUGAAGCUCUGCCUUCCAUGCAUCUACCUCGCUCACCUUGAGAACAUCCUGAAGCACAACUGUGUAUAUGAGUGAUGUUUUCAGUUGAUUCUUGUUUUGAGGUUGACUGUUACUGCAUAAUAUUCAAAUAUUAGGGGAACAAAAUUUUACUUUUUUUUUAUUUAUUUAUCUGCUAAAAACUGUGAUUAUUUAAGAAUAUAUUCCAUACUUUACUUUUAUUGUUUGUAGUUAAUAUAAUUAUCUAAAUAAUCAAGGGUUUUUAUAGUUUUUUUUUCUCUGGUUUGGGACAGUUAAGAGUUAUUACCAGACUUUUACCAGAGUUUAAUUGUAAAUCAAACAAUUAGCCAUGGAGAGAGCUUGAUUUUUAUACACCCGUCUCUGAAAGAGCGGGGCGUAUUAUGUGAACACCCAUGGUGGGCGGGCGGUCGGCGUCCAAAAGCAUGUCUGCUCUUUAAGUCAAACAGUUUUCAUCCGAUCUUCACCAAACUAAUUGUGACAGUGUUUGUGGGCAUAAUAUCUCGGCCGAGUUCGAUAACCAGCAAAAUCGCCCCAGGCACUCUUGAGUUACGGCCCUUGAAAUACUCAUAAUCUGCUAAUUUAGCCUUGUCUGCCAUCUAAGUCAAACAGUUUUCAUCCGAUCUUCACCAAACUUGGUGACAAUGUUUGUGGGCAUAAUAUCUCAGCCAAGUUCGAUAACUAGCAAAAUUGCCCUAGGCACUCUUGGAUUAUGGCCCUUGAAUUACUCGAAAAACUGUGAAAUUUAGCCUUGUCCACUCUCAACGUCAAACAGUUUUCAUCCGAUCUUCCACAAACUUGCAGAUAAUGUUUAUGGGCAUAAUGUCUCAGCCAAGUUCGAUAACCAGCCAAAUGGCCUCAGGCACUCUUGAAUUAUGGUCCUUGAAUUACUCGAAAUCUGCAAAUUUAGCCUUGUCCGCUCUCUAAGUCAAACAAUUUUCAUCCGAUCUUCACCAAACUUGCUAAUAAUGUAGUGGGCAUAAUAUCUUGGCCAAGUUCAAUAACUAGCCAAAUCGCCACAGGCACUCUUGGAUUAUGACCCUUGAUUUAGGCCAGAUUCGAGACGGGCUUAUUUUGUGACAGUCUGCCACUCUUGUUUUCAUUCUAACAUGCUCAUAGAAAUAUUAGAAUAGAAAAGUUGCUAAUAUACAUUUAUUUUAUUGCAGUGCCAUAAUUUUUUCUUAAUGGUCGACUCUUGAAAUUGUUUAUUGCAGAAUGUUCUGUGCUUUAUCAAGUCAUAUUCACUUUUUUAUAUUGUAAGCCUUAUGUUUUUGUUAUUUAUGGUCAUUGUUUGUCAGUAUAUUAUAUUCACAGUCUUUCCCAGGGAGAAUCUUUAUAUAGAUCAUGUUACAUUUUGUCAUGAACUAUUUUGGAGGAGCUUCUCGGAGGUCAUGCAUGCUUGUUUAAAUAUGUCACAUUGUCAUGUGUGACACACUUUGGGCAGACACAGUGGUACACUGGUAACACUGUCUGACUUCUAUAACAAAGGGUCACAAGUUCAAGUUCAGGCUUAUCCAACUAAAAUUACUAAUGUUGGGAAAAGAGUCCUGUGUAUUAGAAGUUCACACCUGGCACAUUGAAGAACCAGGGAAGCUGCUUCUGGCAUUGUUGCUUCUUCAGAAUCUUCCACUGUCCUCCAAAUAAAAUUACUAGUCUUCUGAAGGAGUCAUCCAUAUGUGUUACCGUAGGUGACUGUAGAUAAUCUUGAAUGCAAACAAAACAUGACACUGACACACGUGUUUUAAUGGAUGUUGCCUGUAGAACACAUACAUGUAUAUGUAAAAGAACUUUCUUUUUUCCAACAGUUUCUGUUAGUGGAUGACUUUGUACCUUUGAAGAUUUAUAACGUCAGAAGUAUUUUACCCUGGGUUAAUGGUUUUGCUUGAAACAAGAAAGACAACAAAUUAAACUGUAAUGAAAGGACAUGAAUGGAAGUCCGCUGCUUAUGGUUUAUUUAUACUGAUACUGACUACGGUCAAAACUGAUAGAGAUUCAAAGCUGAGACACUUAUGUUGUAAUAUGAAUGAUGAUUUUUGUAAACUUUUCCGGUUUUUAGCUCACCUGUCACAAAGUGACAAGGUGAGCUUUUGUGAUCGCGCGGUGUCUGUCGUCCGGCGUCCGUGCGUGCGUCCGUAAACUUUUCCUUGUGACAUCUCUAGAGGUCACAUUUUUCAUGGGAUCUUUAUGAAAUGGGUCAGAAUGUUCAUCUUAGUAAAUUCUAGGUCAAGUUCGAAACUGGGUCACGUGCCUUCAAAAAGUAGGUCAGUAGGUCUAAAAAUAGAAAACCCUUGUGACCACUCUAGAGGCCAUAAUUUUCAAUGGAUCUUCAUGAAAAUUGGUCAGAAUGUUCAGCUUGAUGAUUUCUAGGUCAAGUUCGAAACUGGGUCACGUGCGGCCAAUAACUAGGUCAGUAGGUCUAAAAAUAGAAAAACGUUGUGACCACUCUAGAGGCCAUAAUUUUCAAUGGAUCUUCAUGAAAGUUGGUCAGAACGUUCACCUUGAUGAUAUCUAGGUCAAGUUUGAAACUGGGUCACGUGCCGUCAAAAACUAGGUCAGUAGGUCAAAUAAUAGAAAAACCUUGUGACCUCUUUAAAGGCCAUAUUUUUCAUGGGAUCUGUAUGAAAGUUGGUCUGAAUGUUCAUCUUGAUGAUAUCUAGGUCAAGUUCGAAACUGGGUCACGUGCCGUCAAAAACUAGGUCAGUAGGUCUACAAAUAGGAAAACCUUGUGACCUCUCUAGAGGCCAUAUUUUUCAUGGGAUCUGUAUGAAAGUUGGUCUGAAUGUUCAUCUUGAUGAUAUCUAGGUCAAAUUCAAAACUGGGUCACAUGCGGUCAAAAACUAGGUCAGUAGGUCUAAAAAUAGAAAAACCUUGUGACCUCUCUAGAGGCCAUAUUUUUCAUGGGAUCUGUAUGAAAGUUGGUCUGAAUGUUCAUCUUGAUGAUAUCUAGGUCAAGUUCGAAAGUGGGUCAUGUGCCCUCAAAAACUAGGUCAGUAGGUCAAAUAAUAGAAAAACCUUGUGACCUCUCUAAAGCCAUAUUUUUCAUGGGAUCUGUAUGAAAGUUGGUCUGAAUGUUCAUCUUGAUGAUAUCUAGGUCAAAUUCAAAACUGGGUCACGUGCGGUCAAAAACUAGGUCAGUAGGUCUAAAAAUAGAAAAACCUUGUGACCUCUCUAGAGGCCAUAUUUUUCAUGGGAUCUGUAUGAAAGUUGGUCUGAAUAUUCAUCUUGAUGAUACCUAGGUCAAGUUCGAAACAGGGUCAUGUGUGGUCAAAAACUAGGUCAGUAGGUCUAAAAAUAGAAAAACCUUGUGACCUCUCUAGAGGCCAUACUUAUAUAUGGAUCUCCAUAAAAAUUGGUCAGAAUGUUCACCUUGAUGAUAUCUAGGUCAAGUUUGAAACUGGGUCACGUGCCAUAAAAAACUAGGCCAAUAGGUCAAAUAAUAAAAAAACCUUGUGACCUCUCUAGAGGCCAUACUUUUCAUGGGAUCUGUAUAAAAGUUGGUCUGAAUGUUCAUCUUGAUGAUAUCUAGGUCAAGUCUGAAACUGGGUCAACUGCGGUCAAAAACUAGGUCAGUAGGUCUAAAAUUAUUUAAAUCUUUUGACCUCUCUAGAGGCCAUUUUUUCAAUGGAUCUUCAUGAAAAUUAAUCUGAAUGUUCACCUUGAUGAUAUUUAGGUCAGUUUCGAAACUGGGUCACGUGCGGUCAAAAACUAGGCCAGUAGGUAUAAAAAUAGAAAAACCUUGUGACCUCUCUAGAGGCCAUAUUUUUCAUGAGAUCUUCAUGAAAAUUAGUGAGAAUGUUCACCUUGAUGAUAUCUAGGUUAAGUUCAAAUCAGGGUCACGUACCUUUGAAAACUAGGUCAAUAGGUCAAAUAAUAGAAAAACCUUGUGACCUCUCUAGAGACCAUAUUUUUCAAUGAAUCUUCAUGAAAAUUGGUCAGAAUUUUUAUCUUGAUAAUAUCUAGGUCAAGUUCAAAACUUGGUCACAUGAGCUCAAAAACUAGGUCACUAUGUCAAAUAAUAGAAAAAAUGACGUCAUACUCAAAACUGGGUCGUGUGGGAAGAGGUGAGCGAUUCAGGACCAUCAUGGUCCUCUUGUUGUAUGAAAUACAUUGCAUGCCUCAGCGAACACUUUAAGCAUGCCCUAUGUGUUUCAAGGGUCAUUCCUUAAUCAUGUUUUAUACAUAUUAAAACUAAAAUCGUAUAGCAGUAUGUUAGAAACACAGUAAUGAGAAUCAGUACUGAUUGUUUAGCAGUUUGAUUUUACAUCAAAAACUAUUUGUAAACUAGCAUGAAGUCACAUUACACAUUAUACAGUCUGUUAUACCACAAGUGGUAAAUUAGGUUUUGAGGUUAUAAAACCGAAGUUGGAGACUUAUGUCAGAAUGAAGCCUUACCAUUGGCUGAUUUCAAAAUUUUUCUCAGAAACAACCAAUCAGAUGUUGCAGAUUUGAGACUAGUCCCGAAGUCAGUUUUAUAGCAUCCAACUAGUGCUACCCAUUGUAGAAUUAUUGUAUCUUAGUUUUAAUGUCAUAUCAAGACUGUUAACCUGUAUGAUGCCACAUUGCCUGUCUAGCCUUGUCAUGUUACAUGAAAUUGGCUUUAUAACCCUGCCAUGUCACAUAAAAUUACCUGUAUAUAGCCCUUUGAUGUCACAUGAAAUAAACUGUAGUUUUGAUGUAUAGUCCCAUGAUGUUACUUGAAAUUGGCUGUAUACUCGCAUGAUCUCACAUGAAAAUGGUUGUAUAGCCCUGUGAUGUCACGUGAAUUUGACUAGUCUGUGGUGUCGCAUAAAAUUGGUAAUAUAGCCCUGUGAUGUAUAGUACCAUGCUGUCACUUGAAAUUGGCUGUAUACCUGCACAAUCUCACAUCAGAUUGACAGUAUAGUUCCAUGUCACAUGAAAUUUGCAGUAUACCUGCACAAUCUAACGUGAAACUGGUAUAGUUCCAUGAUGUCACAUGAAAUUUACUAUGCAGCCUGUGGUGUCACAUGAAAUUUGCAGUAUAGCCAUGUGAUGUCACAUGAAAGUGUCAGUAUAGUCCAUGAUGUCCAAUGAAAUUGACUGUAUAGUCCUGUGAUGUCACAUGCAAUUGACUGUUUAGUCCUGUGAUGUCACAUGCAAUUGACUGUAUAGUCCUGUGAUAUCACAUGAAAUUACCUGUUCAGCAUUGUAAUGUGAAAUAGUAGGCUGAUUGAAAAUGAGGAUAAUUCCAAAUUUGUAUAAUAUCAGUAAGAUAGUAGAAUUAUACAUGUACUACAAUACUAGUGUUACAUUAGAAAUGAUUGUAUUACCAUUAUAAUUUACAAUGUAAAAAGUAGUAAUUGUCUAUAUAUGAUGUCAUAUCAUUGACUAAUCUUAAACAAAAUUUAAUACAAAAUGUAUGAUUUCUUUAAAAUUGUUAUUUUUAUCAGCAUGAUAACAUUAUGAGAAAAUGAUAGUUAUGUUACUCUGCUAUACACAGCAAGUACACUUUGGUAUAACAGUAUAUUCGAGCCGUGCCAUGAGAAAACCGACAUAGUGGCUUUGCGACCAGCAUGGAUCCAGACCAGCCUGCGCAUCCACGCAGUCUGGUCAGGAUCCAUGCUGUUCACUUUCAGAGCCUAUUGGAAUUAGAGAAACUGUUAGCGAACAGCAUGGAUCCUAACUGUUAGCGAACAGCAUGGAUCCUGACCAGACUGCGCGGAUGCGCAAGCUGGUCUGGAUCCAUGCUGGUCGCAAACGUUUUAUGUUGGUUUUCUCAUGGCAUGGCUCAUUUAUUGUGCUAUAUAUACAACAGAAACAAUUUGUUUUGUGUUUUUUCCUUGUUGUAUUGCACAAAGAUUUAUUUUACACAAGUAUGAUUCCAUGCCAUGGAUUAAGGAGUAUCAGUUCAACAGAUUUAUCUGUCAGUUAUUUCUGUUUAUUUGUAAUAGUUUUAGGCUUUGUACGGUUUGAACCCCAAAAGGGUUUGAAUUGUCACCUACAUUUCAUAGUCAGACACUCAUCUGCUGUUCUGAUCUGCAAUGAGAUUGCAUGUUUAAAUGUUUCAUGUAUAUUAUUUUAAUUACUUAAUCAAAUUUAUUGGGGUAAAAGUAGGUUUUUAUGCUUUUUUAUUGUAUGAAAAAAUGUUUCUAUGGUUAUAUUUUGGAUCUAUUGGUGAAGGUUUUGAUAUUAUUUGAAUUUUUGUCAAAAGUUUCUUGUUUAAUUCUAUUUUUAUUACACAAAAAUAGCCUUGAUCAAUAUGUAUUUUACAUAUUUUGCUGUAUUUCAAUUUAAAAAAAAAAAAAAUUGCUAGAUCUAUUAUUAUGUUUUAGUUUUUUAAAUGUUUUGCUGUGUGAAAAAAGUAAGAACAAAAAAAAAACAUUUUCUAUAAGUUAUUAUAAGUCUAUAAGUGAUUUUGAUUCAUGAAACAAAAUUCUAACACGGAAAAGGGAAGAAGUUUAUUUCUACUUCUAUUUGUUGUUGUUGUUGUUUACACUGCUCAUGAAAAAUGAAGAAUGUGGGGCAAAAUAGCCCCUGGACAAAAAACCCCUUUUCAGUUUGACCAAGGUGGAUAAAAAUUCAGUGAUAGUAUCUUUUUCUUGCAUGUCAUAUUUCUUAUUGUUCAGCAGGUAAUAAUAAAAAGUAAAAUUGAACUUACUAUAAAUGACUUUGUUUAUAGCACUAUUUUCUUACAAAGAAACAAAACAUAGAAAAUUAACAUUUUUAAGCAUGAAAGAUAUCAAGAUGUUUCCAGUUUUGUUUUAUCAUCUAAAGCUUAAUUUCCUAAAUUAAUCUUGUUUUAAUUAAAAAAAUAUACGAUAAGAACAAAGAGUAACUAGUAGGGCAUUCAUUUUUUAGCUCAUCUGAUUUUUUGAAAAAAAAUGAUGAGUUAUUGUCAUUACUUGAUCGGUGUCGGCGUCGGCGUUGCCUGGUUAAGUUUUAUGUUUAGGUCAGCUUUUCUCCUAAACUAUCAAAGCUAUUGCUUUGAAACUUGCAACACUUGUUCACCAUCAUAAGCUGACCCUGUACAUCAAGAAACAUAACUCCAUCCUGCUUUUUGUGAGAAUUAUGGCCCCUUUUGUACUUAGAAAAUAUCAGAUUUCUUGGUUAAGUUUUAUGUUUAGGCCAACUUUUCUCCUAAACUAUCAAAGCUAUUGCUUUGAAACUUGCAACACUUGUUCACCAUCAUAAGCUGACCCUGUACAUCAAGAAACAUAACUCCAUCCUGCUUUUAGCAAGAUUUAUUACCCCAUUUGGACUUAGAAAAUCAGUUUUCUUGGUUAAGUAAUAUGUUUAAGUCAGCUUUUCUCAUAAACUAUCAAAGCUAUUGCUUUAAAACUUGCAACACUUGUUCACCAUCAUAAGCUGACCAUGUAAGGCAAGAAACAUAACUCUGUCCUGCUUUUUGCAAGAAUUAUGGCCCUUUUUGGACUUAGAAAAUCAUGGGUAGGGCAAUUUUUCUAUACAAAAAAAAAUCAGAUGAGCGUCAGCACCCGCAAGGCGGUGCUCUUGUUUUACCUGUUCUGACAUAAAAGAUAAAAGUUAUUACACAUAUUUAUUACAUUGAUGAUAAUACAAAUUAUUAUGUGUCAUUUACUGCCUGAAAGUCAUCUUAAACCCUGAUCAUGAGGUGUAAAAUGGAGUUUUCCAGCACCAGCGAAAACACCAGAAUCCCCUAUCCACAUGUAUGCAAGAGAAUUGUAUCUACUUUCAAGUUGGCCAUAUUUUCUUCAGAUGGAAUUUUGUCCAGGAGUGAUUUUAUCCAUAUUCAAAAAAUAAUACUUUGAUAUGUUUGUUAUUGUAGUAUUGGUGUUGAAACACUAAAUUGUUAUGUCUUUUUGUGUAUUGUUUAGGUGAAUGUUGUUGCUGCAUUGAACAAUAAACAUGAUAGAUCUGUU
Mercenaria mercenaria is the source of this 16225-nucleotide messenger RNA. RefSeq names its product alpha-(1,3)-fucosyltransferase 10-like. Lineage: Eukaryota; Metazoa; Mollusca; Bivalvia; Venerida; Veneridae. The transcript is spliced from 7 exons. The coding region runs from base 78 to 1490 and encodes 470 amino acids. Gene Ontology annotation, molecular function: alpha-(1->3)-fucosyltransferase activity. Gene Ontology annotation, cellular component: membrane. The record is from RefSeq and is a predicted model, not a curated record.